Messenger RNA from Suillus subalutaceus, 1903 nucleotides. RefSeq lists its product as uncharacterized. The record is from RefSeq and is a predicted model, not a curated record. NCBI's taxonomy places the organism in Eukaryota, Fungi, Basidiomycota, Agaricomycetes, Boletales, Suillaceae. The transcript is spliced from 7 exons. The coding region runs from base 152 to 1861 and encodes 569 amino acids.
CGGCAAAGCGAAGUCACGAUGCAAGACUGCCAACAAGUUUAUAGUAGAGUCUCACCAGGCCUGGCCAUUCAUAACCGAGACGGCCGCUUUUCACUGGCUGGGUCAAGACCCAUGAUUGGUAUAUACAGCACACCUGAUACCAGUCCACUACAUGAUGAGUCCUGGGUUGAGGGACCUGGCACAUAUUUUAGAACUGACCGAUCAUGAAGCAGACCAGUCUCGAUUAAACAUGUCUGUUGAGUCUCCACAUCUCUCGAGUCCGUCACGGUUUCCUCGCAAAUUUUUGCAGAAAGUUCUAUCCCUAAGUUCCAUCAGCAUGGCUGUUGAUCCUCUCCAGUUCCUUUCCCUUAUUGCCUUCCUCUCCGCCCUUGAGGCUCGCGGACUCGUGUCUCUAGCCACUGGUCUGACCGAUAUGACCAUCUAUUUUCCGCUCAACAGACUGUUGGACAGCACUUCAUGCGGACCGUCAAACACUCGCACCUCCGCUUCCAAUAUUGGCUUCUUUGAUCAUGCUAGUGAAGGUUCCAUACAGGAUCAUUCCACUCCAGACUCUGGCUCUCCUUUGGGUUUUUCGGACACGACAUCUUCCACUGCAUCUUUUCCUCUGCUCUACCAGUUUCUCCUUAUCUUCUCAGGUCAACUGGCUUCUAUCUCACAAGACAUCUUGUCUCUGCGUCGUUCUGUUGCCUCGCUCGAGUCAUCGCUGUCUGCAGUUGAGGAUCAAAUCACUUUGCUUACCAACGCUCAUGAAUCGAUUUUGGCACAGUCCAAGGAUGAAUCAUGCCAGACCCAUACCAUUGCCAAGGCGUCGUCCGAUAGUGAGGAACUAGGUCAACAAUUACACCACCCGUCUAGCAUUAUGACCACCCAGCAGGUUCAAAUGAGCGCGCUGCGUGACACGGUCUGCGCGACCCACGUUAGUCCAGACCACCAACCACUUGCUGAAUGCACGCGGAGUUAUAAAGAUUUCGACGCUCCCCAGCAAUGUCUUCGUGCUCAAUUUACUACUCAGAUUCAGGAUCACAUUGAGUGCAAGAAAGACUACGCUGCCUUGCGUCAGGACCUACAAAAACUCUCGGACUUGGCCUCGAUCAAUUAUACCAAGACCAAUGUAUCGUUGGAUCACCUUCGUAGUCAGAUCGUUGACCAGGUCAAAGACCAAAAUCGGACCGAGAAAGAAGUGGCACUCUUGCGUGAACAGAUGACAAGGAAAUUUGGGGCGUUUCAGUCCAGAGUAUCUUCUCUUACAUUAGACGCGAUGAAGGUACAUCAUAGCGUUCAAUUAUCGGACCAGGCUGCCAAAGAAGCUCGUCGGACAAAAGCGAUGGCGGGGGUGAGCCGUCGUAUCAUGCAGCUUCAAGAUACCGUCCCACAGAAUAACGAAAAUGGUGCGGUAGUUCCGCCCCCAUGUUCUUCACCAAUUUCGGUUGGGCACUUCCAGGACUCUGACGUAUUCAAGGCUUUGCCACCCUGUGUCCAACGGAUUGGGACUACCGCUCCUUCCGACACCAAGGUACUACAUUCACCACCCCCAUCUCGGCAAUACAUAAAUUGCAAGGAAAAUGUGGAUGGUAUUCAUUCUCCUUCCACCAAAAUGGCUUUCCGUCAAGAGGAUGCCGUUGAGGUUGGCAUCCUGAGGAGGAAACAGAAAGGAUCCACAAUCACUGCCUUCCAACCUAAGGUUGUCAACUGGAUGCCGAUGCCUUCGCCGUCGUCACCAGCACUCUCAGCAAUACAGCGUGGUCAUGUCUCUGCGUCACGAAUCUUUAAGCCCGGUGACUCAGACUCGGAAUACCGUAAUAAGAGCCUCUAUGCUUCUCCUCUGAACAGCACCCGCGCCCGCACCCGAGGAUGGAUAUAAGAGCCGAUUUGCCAUUUGCCCAUCCUUCUUUGAAACCUGGCG